Messenger RNA from Triticum dicoccoides, 1466 nucleotides. Its product is annotated as protein DETOXIFICATION 40-like. Gene Ontology annotation, molecular function: xenobiotic transmembrane transporter activity; antiporter activity. Gene Ontology annotation, cellular component: membrane. The record is from RefSeq and is a predicted model, not a curated record. Bases 216 to 1466 code for a protein of 416 amino acids. Lineage: Eukaryota; Viridiplantae; Streptophyta; Magnoliopsida; Poales; Poaceae. The transcript has 8 exons. Gene Ontology annotation, biological process: xenobiotic detoxification by transmembrane export across the plasma membrane.
CGCACGCACGCAUAGAGCGCGCCAUGGAUGCCGCCAGCGAGGCUGCGGAGAGCAACAAAAGCAAGCUACAGAGCCCGCUGCUGCAGCACGGGGCGGGCAAGCAGCUGGAGAGCAUCCUGAGCGACGAGUCGGUGGCGUGGGCGCGGGCGCGCGGCGGAUGAGGCGGUGGAGAUGCGGGUGCUGGUGCGGCAGUGGCGCCCGCCGUGCUGGUGUACAUGAUCAACUACCUCAUGUCCAUGUCCACGCAGAUCUUCUCUGGCCACCUCGGCACGCUGGAGCUCGCCGCCGCCUCCCUCGGCAACACCGGCAUCCAGGUCUUCGCAUACGGCCUCAUGCUUGGCAUGGGGAGCGCGAUGGAGACGCUCUGCAGGCAGGCCUACGGCGCGAACAAGUUCGACAUGCUGACCAUCGACAUGCAACGCUGCACCGUGCUGCUCAUGGCCACUGGCGUCCCGCUCACCGUUAUGUUUACAUUCUCUCGCCCGAUCCUCGUCCUCCUCGGCGAGUCACCGGAGAUCGCCCCCACGGCUGUGUUCGUCUACGGCCUCAUCCCGCAAAUCUUUGCCUAUGCGGCCAACUUCCCGAACCAGAAGUUCAUGCAAGCGCAGAGCAUCAUGGCACCGAGUGCCUACAUCUCCACGGCCACGCUCGCCGUCCACCUCGCCCUCAGCUACCUCGUCGUCUACAAGCUUGGGUUGGGCCUCCUAGGGGCCGCGCUCGUGCUCAGCAUCAGCUGGUGGAUCAUCGUCGUUGCGCAGCUGGUGUACAUCAUCACCAGCAGCCGAUGCCGCCUCACGUGGACUGGAUUCUCCCUGCAGGCAUUCUCCGGUCUGCCGGAGUUCUUUAAGUUGUCCCUUGCAUCUGCUGUCAUGCUCUGCCUCGAAACGUGGUACUUCCAAAUACUCAUGCUCAUUGCUGGCCUCCUCAAGGACCCCGAAUUGGCUCUCGCGUCGCUCUUCGUCUCCAUGACCAUUUCAGGAUGGGUGUUCAUGGUUUCAGUUGGAUUCAAUGCGGCAGCCAGCGUGAGGGUUAGCAAUGAGCUUGGCGCGGGCAACCCCAAGUCGACAGCAUUCUCGGUGCUAGUAGUGACAUUCUUGUCGUUCGUCCUGGCAGUGACAAUAUCGAUAGUUAUCCUGCUCUUCCGUGACUACAUCAGCUACACUUACACCGGUGGCCAAGAUGUGGCGGCGGUUGUGUCCAAGUUCACACCGCUCUUGGCGCUUACCCUCAUCCUCAACGGCAUCCAGCCCGUAUUGUCAGGGGUGGAUGUGGGUUGUGGAUGGCAAGCGUUCGUCGCCUUCGUCAAUGUCGGUUGCUACUACAUUGUCGGCAUUCCCCUAGGCUGCCUCCUUGGCUUCUACUUUGACCUUGCUGCGGCGGGCAUAUGGAGUGGUAUGAUUGGAGGUACCCUAAAACAAAUUGUGAUCCUUGUGUGGGUUACCUUGAGGAUAGACUGGAAGAAAUAG